Molecule: messenger RNA, 2804 nt
Organism: Eleginops maclovinus (Patagonian blennie)
Lineage: Eukaryota; Metazoa; Chordata; Actinopteri; Perciformes; Eleginopidae
Gene: fga
Product: fibrinogen alpha chain
Exons: 8
Coding region: 116-2209 (697 amino acids)
Biological process (GO): blood coagulation; protein polymerization; platelet activation
Cellular component (GO): fibrinogen complex
Molecular function (GO): signaling receptor binding
Source: RefSeq, a predicted model, not a curated record
UGUUUGUCACUGCCAGUAAGUGUGUGGGGGUGUGUGUGUGUGUGUGUGUGUGUGUGUUCAUGACAAACACACACCCACACACCAGCGCCCUUUGACCUCACACCGGAGGGUAGAAAUGUCCUGCAGCGGCGUCAGAGGAGCAUUAAGAGAGAAAUCUGCAAAGAUGAAGAACGUCGUCUUCCUCGCUUUAAUAUGCGUGGCUUCAACUCUGGCUGUUCUGGACCCCCGAGGGGCCCGUCCGGUGGAGCAGGCGACCCGAUCAGAGAAAUGUUCCACAGAGAAGGAGUGGCCUUUCUGCACCGACGACCAAUGGGGCUCCAAGUGUCCCUCUGGCUGCAGGAUUCAGGGUCUGCUGGAUAAAUACGACCACAGCGCUCUGAAGAAGAUCGAGAAGAUCCGCAGCCUGCUGGACCAGAACCGGGCCAAACACCGGUCAACUGACCUGGUCUCCAAACAGACCUACAACUACCUGAAGGAGAAGCUCACCGUCGAAUCAGGAAACGAUAACAGCUACUACGACCUGGCUCAGAGUCUCCGUCAGAGAAUCACCGACAUGAAGAUCCGGAUCGACCGGCAGCUGGGAGUCCUGGCCGCCCUGAAGCAGCGCGUCAAGGACCAGGUGGACGACAUGCAGCGCCUGGAGAUCGACAUCGACAUUAAGCUGCGUUCCUGCAAAGGAUCCUGCCAAACCUACUCCAAGUUCGACGUGGACCAGGACAGCUACGUGACUCUGCAGAAACAGGUGGACCAGCUGGAUUCGCAGACGACGCAGAACAUCGAGGCGGUGGGAACGCUGUACGUGAUGAAGAGCCGCCCGCUGCAGGGCGUCAUCGUGGACAGCAUCUACAAGUCCGGACACAGCGGCCCGGUGACGGAGGCUCAGAAGAAGGAAGACAUGUUCCCCGACGUGAAGACGAUGAAUUUGAUCCUGGAGUUGGAGGGCUCCAGCUCCUCCCCUGCCACCAUCUCCAAACCCCCAGGUACUUCCUUCCCUUCGUCUUCAUCCACCUCCUCCUCCUCUUCCUCCUCCUCUUCUUCCUCCUCCAUCACCGAGCUCGGAGGACACAAUGAUUUCUUCGGCGGUGGCGGCGGCGGCGGCGGUGGCGGUGGCGGCAGCAGCAGCACCAGUACGAGCCACGUCUCACACAUCACCUGCACCAAGAGCAUCCGGAGAACCGUGGUGCAAACCAAGGACGGGCCGGUGGAGAGGGUGGAGGAAGUGAUCGAGGGAGGCCCUGAAUGCCAGACCAUGGCGACCCACAACGGUGGAUCAUCGAGCUCUCUCUUCCCCACCCUCACCCACACUUCCUCCGCCUCUUCGUCUCACACCGUCCACUCGGGCGGCACCAAGGGAAGCCUGUUAGACACCAAGGCCGGGUUCGGGAAUCCGUUCGCCGACUUUGGCGCUGACCUCGGCGGGUUCAUGACGGACCGCGGCGAUGACGACCUUCCCGAUUUCCACGCCCGCAGCGUGAAGAGCGUGCGGACGGAGCGGGAGGCCGGUUAUAUAGGAAAAGAUUGUGUCGCCGCCCACAGGAAGCACCUGAACGGAGAAACGAGCGGCCUGUUUAAGAUCAGACCCGGUGGCGCCGACUCCCCCCAGGUGGUGGAGGUUUACUGCCAGCAGGAGGGGCUAAUGGGUGGGUGGGUGUUAGUCCAGCAGCGGGAGAGCGGCGCGCUAAGCUUCAACCGAUCCUGGGCCGAAUACCGCGACGGGUUCGGCUCGGUGGACGCGGCGGGUGGUGGGGAGUUCUGGAUCGGAAACCAGAACCUCCACCUGCUGACGAAUCAGGGCGAGAACAUGCUGAAGGUGGAGCUGGAGGAUUGGGAAGGUGGGGUAGCUAGUGCGGAGUUCACGAUCAGGGUGGGUUCUGAGGGCGAAGGGUAUCCGCUUCAUGUUUCCGGGUACACAGGAGACGCCGGGGACGCGCUCACGAUGGCGAAGUCACCCCACAACGGGAUGAAGUUCAGCACCUUCGAUAAAGAUAACGAUAAGUCGGAGGGGAGCUGCGCCGAGAUGUACGGCGGAGGGUGGUGGUACAACGACUGUCAGGCGGCUAACUUAAACGGGGUUUACUAUAAAGGUGCGUACGAACCGGAGAAAACCGCUCCGUACGAGGUUGCUAACGGAGUUGUGUGGGAGACGUUUAAACCCAAAAACUACAGCCUGAAAACUAUUCAAAUGUUCAUCAGAUCGGCGGCUUUUUAAUUAGACGCUGAUAAAGACUGGAAAGAUAACAUACUAUCCAAGAACUCAAAGCUACGACUGUUGUCUGACUGAUGCCUAACCGGGGUUUAUUCUAAAGAAUUCAACCAUAUGUCUCCAGUGAGUGUCCCAUUUUAACAUAACUGUAUGCGGAUUUGGCGUUAGUGUUUCAGGAUUGCAGUUUGGUUUGCUGUCCGGUUCAAAUGAAUCUGACAUUGAAAGGAAUUAAAAGGAUCUAAAAAACUGCUCAGAUGUUCAUCCGGUCGACGGCUUUUGUUUUAAUGAGCACACUUUUAUUCAAACACUAAGAACAUCAAGGCAAAAAGAGCUUAAAGUAGGACGUAUAUUUGUUAGCUUCUGGCCAAAACUCAGCGUUUGCUUCAGACUUUGGACUGUUGAUCUGUCCGUAAAUCAUUCAGAGAUUUCACAGUGACUCAAACGGUGUGUGUUCUUCCAGAUUGUGUAAAUUUCAUCGAACUGUUUAUGCCACCAGAGUUCGUGGAAAAUCACAAAGUUUUCCCAAUAUUUUCCCCUGUUUCUCCACUUUGUACCGAGCGAUGAACUCUUGCAGAUCAAUAAAGACUACAUGUUCACUUCA